AUGGUAUACUGCCUCCCUGGUGUCAGGAUCAAAGACAUCACAGAAUGGCUGCAGGACAUACUUUCUAGGGAGGAUGAAGAAUCAGCGGAUAUUCUCCACAUUGGCACCAGCAACACAGAGAAGAAGAGGGAUGAGCUCCUGAAAAUAAAAUUUAGGGAGUUAGUGAUCGGGAUACAGACUGUGGGAGUGUUCGGGGAUCGGGGUACGGACUGUAGGAGAGAUUGGGAUACGGACUGUGGGAGUGAUCGGGGAUCGGGAUACGGACUGUGGGAGAGAUUGGGAUACGGACUGUGGGAGCGAUCGGUGAUCUGGAUACAGACUGUGGGGGUAUUCGGGAUACGGACUGUGGGAGUGAUCGGAGAUGGGAUACUGACUGUGGGAGUGAUCGGGAUACGGACUGUGGGAGUGAUCGGAGAUGGGAUACUGCCUGUGGGAGUGAUCGGGAUCGGGAUCGGGAUACGGACUGUGGGAGCGAUCGGUGAUCGGGAUACGUACUAUGGGAGAGAUCGCGAAUCGGAAUAUGGACUGUGGGAGCGAUCGGUGAUCGGGAUACGGACUGUGGGAGAGAUCGGGGAUCAGGAUACGGACUGUGGGAGAGAUCGGGUUACGGACUGUGGGAGUGAUCGGGGAUCAGGAUACAGACUGUGGGAGCGAUCGGGAUACGGACUGUGGGAGAGUUCGGGGAUUGGGAUACGGACUGUGGGAGAGAUCGGGGAUCGGGAUACAGACUGGGAGUUAUCGGGAUACGGACUGUGGGAGAGAUCGGGGAUCGGGAUACGGACUGUGGGAGUGAUCGGGAUACGGACUAUGGGAGUGAUCGGUGAUAGGGAUACAGACUGUGGGAGUGAUCGGGAUACGGACUGUGGGAGAGUUCGGGGAUUGGGAUACGGACUGUGGGAGUGAUCGGGGAUCGGGAUACGGA
Messenger RNA from Chiloscyllium plagiosum (whitespotted bambooshark), 922 nucleotides. Lineage: Eukaryota; Metazoa; Chordata; Chondrichthyes; Orectolobiformes; Hemiscylliidae. The record is from RefSeq and is a predicted model, not a curated record.